Leishmania mexicana MHOM/GT/2001/U1103 is the source of this 3033-nucleotide messenger RNA. RefSeq lists its product as hypothetical. The coding region runs from base 1 to 3033 and encodes 1010 amino acids. The record is from RefSeq and is a predicted model, not a curated record. Lineage: Eukaryota; Euglenozoa; Kinetoplastea; Trypanosomatida; Trypanosomatidae. The transcript has a single exon.
AUGCCAGCUGUCACGCUUGCGCAGCAAUGUAGGUUCCGGCAUGUGCUCACGUGCGUUUGCCUUAUCGUUCUACUGGGCCUUUUACUCGGCUCUUCACCGACACUUGUGACGGCGAAAGACGAGCCGACGCGUGACGGCAUUGUGCCGCUGCCCGAAGGCGCGCAGCAGGCGGAGUUCGAGUUAGCCAUCCCAGUUCCUGUAGCAGCGUAUGUGGAUCCUGUAGGGCCUUCUGAGCGUCCCAGGGAGGCUGUCGUCGAGGUUUCGGUGGAGGUUCCGCUUGAUGACGGCGCUGUUGCCGAGCACGAUGUGUUGGGUACACCACAAGCGGAUGCGGAUGCCGCUGAUGCUGAAGGGCAGAGUGUGAUUGAGGAGACCAGGGUGGCUGAAGCGAGCCGGGAAGCCGUGGAGACGCGAAGAGACGUGCAGGCGGAGCGAGAAGACGAUAGGCGAUUCGAGGAGAAUGAGAAAGUGGCAGCGGAAGCCCAGGGCCCUUCAGAAGAGGCCGCAGCACAGAGGGCGGUGGAGACGCAAAUGCCCUUUGAGGCUGCAAUGAAGGAGGGGUCCUUUCCAUCGACAACCCGGCUUUCGACUGAGGAAAACGGUGCCCAACCAUCAGGCAGUGGUGCAUUCCAUUCAGCCGACCGCGCGGAAGAAGCAGCGGCACACGAUAGUGAGCAGUCUCCACCGCCGGUUGAUUCGGUGAUGGAGGUAGAACCCUCAUCUUCACCAGGUGCCGCGACCCUCGACACGCAUCUGUCCAUGGAAGAGGUGGGCAAAAACAUGGCCGAGGCGACCAAAAGGGCAGAGGCUCAAAUUGCUGCGGAGGUGCAGCAGACGGAUAAGGCCCCGCACCUUAAGAUGCGCAAGGCGGCCGAAGCCAGUAAGACCGAAGAGGCGAAGCAGUUGGAGGAAACGGGGGUUGCACAGGAGUUAGAAAAAGCGGAGCAAGUCCGCAUAGCUGAAGAAGCGGCUCGACAGGCCGAGGCUGAGAGGCAGGCUGAAGCGACUCUCCGAGCUGAGGAAGCGCGAAAAGAUGAGGAGGAAAGGCUUGCUGAGGAGCGUCGCAAAGUCGAGGAGGCUCGCCAAGCGCAGGAGGCACAACGCGCGGAGGAGACCCGCCUUGCCGAGGAGGCUCGCCAAGCGCAGGAGGCACAACGCGCGGAGGAGACCCGCCUUGCCGAGGAGGCUCGCCAAGCGCAGGAGGCACAACGUGCGGAGGAGACCCGCCUUGCCGAGGAGGCUCGACUCGCACAGGAAAGGCGACUGGCCGCAGAGGCGCAAAGGGCCCAAGAAGAAGCGCGAAUUGCAGAGACGAGGAGGGCGGAAAAGAAACGUCAGGCCGAUGCGGCAGCCGCGAGUGCUUUGCAGCGCAGAAAAGUGGCGGCAGAGGCCCAAAGUCGGCUGAAUUCAGAACGGAAGAAAGCGCUUGCCAAGAUAGACGAUGAAAGGGCACGGUUCCAGACAGCAGCAGCCGAGCUAACAACACAACAGGAGGAGGAGAAGUCGUCUGCGGCGCGGCGCGAAAAGGCCGUUGCUGCCGAACUGCAGAAGACCAUGGAGAAAAAGCUCGAGGCCCUCCAGCACGAUCUCGUGACGCUGGGGCAUGUCUCGGUGACGCUUCGCGACAGGGUGAGCGAGCUCCUGCGCAGUAGUACAUCACUUACGCAGGUGCAGGAGGACGUCCAGGUGUUGGAUGGGAUGGUGGUGAAGGCGGGUGAGACGCUCGAUAGCAUUCGUGAGGCGACCGACUCACUCGCAGAUGCGGCGCGUGCGGCUGUAGGGCAUCAGAAAGAUGCCCCUGCUACAACGGCACAGAAGAUCACGCUACUAGCGAAGCAGAAGAUGGAACUGGAAACUGCUCACGACGCUGCGAUCCAGCACCUCCUGGCGCGCCUGCAGAUCCUUGACUCACAGUUGGCAGGGAUGGCGGAGCCGACAGAGACAGAGGAGGCAGCGGUUGCAGGGCCUGCCGAGGCUGCUGAGGGCACGGCCACCCCUCCCCUGUCGCCUGUUACAGCUGCAGCAGUGGGGAAACCGAAAGAGGUAGCGCCGCUGCCCUCCGAGGCCCCCCGACCAGUGGGGACCUCCACAAUUGCUCCGGCUCCCUCCGCUCCCCGAGCGGAGCCAUGGGUGAACUCGCCAAGGCACGCGGAGGAGAGCCCCAAUCGAUACCGCCGCGAGCUGAUCGAAACGCCGGCAAAUCAGGCCGGGGAAGAAGGCUACAGCGAAGACAGUUACGAGGUCCACCUCCGCGAGGGCGGCGCACCGUGCAAGGUGAAUCGGCACAUGGAGAUUGUUGGGACAGCGGUGGUGAUUACUAUCGCCGCAACGGUGCAGACACUACGCUGGUGCCGCAGUGGGUGUCGCGGUGGUGAGGAGGAGGAUGAGGAGACCUCCAAGGAUGUGACACCAGAACUUCAAGCAAGAGAGACAUCCUCGGCAUCCCCACACAAGUCGCUUCCUCAGAGCGGCGGUCCGUUGCAGCAGCGGCCGCAGGCAUCACCACCGUCUACGUUUCCACCUCAGGGAGCCAACGCAACACCCGACCGAGGUGGUAUGGAGUCGCCGAGUCGUUGGGAAAGCGGCAGUAUUGCGCCGCCGUCGCAGCGCGGCACGCCAUCCGCCUCUUCCGAGCAAAUGCGCUUACUUGCCGAGAAGGGCGACACCCUUUCGCCGACACCCGUGCCGCGCCACCACUCGGACGGCUUUCCGCUCGGUGCCCCGGUGCCGGGCAAGCCUGGGGUCACCCGAAGACCUCCACAUGGGACCUCGCCUCUCGACACUGCACGCGCGCCGCCGCCACCACCGGGUGCGACAUCCCCAUUUACGCCGUCUCGAAACGAAACCCUGGGCAUGUCUCCUACUCCCGUGCAGCGGCAGCUGCCGCUGCCUGGCGGGCAGUUUGGUGACCCGUCUCCGCCACCACUGUCGGGUCACCCGCCAAUGGCGGGAACACCACUGCAGAUGCACCGCCGCCGAAACAAUGGUGACGACUUUGAGCUGCACAACCCCUUUCUCUCGCGUUGGUCGUAG